UAUAUACAAGAUGUUGUUUACAAAUAUGACGACAAGGAAUUCAAAACUCAUUUCCGCAUUUCGCGGAGCCUUUUUAAUUCUUUGGCUAUAAAAUUUCAAAAUAGUACCGACUUUAUUGCACUGCGAGUAAGUGAGCUGAACAUUUCUCCAGAAGCUCAGGUUGCUGUUUUUUUAUGGUUUGCUGGUCACGAAGCAUGUUGUUUUAGAGAUUUAUCAGAUCGCUUUAAUCUUUCUUUAUCGUCAGUAAACCGAGUUAUAAGAAGGAUGAUAACUUUCUUUAGCAACAUGUGUCCACAUAUAAUUGCAUGGCCUAGCACAUCAAAAAAGGAAGAAGCAAGUACAUUUUUCCGAAGCUUAUGCAAUUUUCCAAAAGUUAUAUGUUGCCUAGAUGGCACUCGUAUAACUAUUGAUCCUCCUGGAGAUCGUAAGGACGACUACAUUGACAGAAAAGGAAAUAUUUCAUUAUGCUUGCAAGCCAUCUGUGAUGAAAACAGAAAAUUUAUUAGCAUAUUUGUCGGACAUCCAGGCUCCUGUCAUGACAGUUGGGUAUUACAAAACUCUCCUAUUUAUAUGCGACUACCAUCGAAGUGUGAAGAAGAAUCUGAAGAAGAUGUCUGA
Messenger RNA from Teleopsis dalmanni, 618 nucleotides. Its product is annotated as protein ALP1-like. The record is from RefSeq and is a predicted model, not a curated record. NCBI's taxonomy places the organism in Eukaryota, Metazoa, Arthropoda, Insecta, Diptera, Diopsidae. Bases 265 to 618 code for a protein of 117 amino acids. The transcript is spliced from 3 exons.